UCAGGUAUGACAUCAAGGCUCUUAUUGGGCGAGGAAGCUUCAGCAGAGUGGUGAGAGUUGAACACAGAGCCACCAAACAGCCUUUUGCCAUCAAAAUGAUUGAAACAAAAGCUAAAGAAGGAAAGGAGGUGUGCGAGUCUGAGCUGAAUGUGCUUAGGAGAGUGAGCCAUCGGAACAUCAUUCAGCUGAUCGAGGUUUUUGAGACCCAGGAUCGUAUCUACAUGGUGAUGGAACUGGCUACUGGUGGAGAACUUUUUGACCGCGUCAUUGCCAAAGGAUCAUUUACAGAGAGAGACGCAACAAGGGUAUUGCAGAUGGUUUUAGAUGGAGUGAGAUACUUACAUACCUUGGGAAUUACACACAGAGAUUUGAAACCAGAAAAUCUUCUGUAUUAUCACCCAGGUUCAGACUCCAAGAUCCUUGUCACUGACUUUGGACUAGCCAAUUCCGGGAAUAAAGGUGGAGAUUGGUCCAUGAGGACCACUUGUGGGACACCAGAGUACAUUGCACCUGAAAUUCUGUUGAGAAAACCUUACACCAAUGCAGUAGAUAUGUGGGCUUUAGGUGUAAUCUCCUAUAUUUUGCUGAGUGGAACUAUGCCAUUUGAAGAUGAAAACCGGACGAGGCUUUACAGAAUGAUUCUGAAAUGCAAAUACAGUUAUGUAGGUGAGCCAUGGCCAAAUGUUUCCAAUCUUGCCAAGGACUUCAUUGAUAAACUAAUCACAAUAGACCCAAAUGAGAGAAUGGCAGCUGCGCAAGCUUUGAAACAUCCAUGGGUUGUGACAAUGGCGGCUUCGUCCUCUAUGAAGAACCUACAUCGGUCAAUCUCUCAGAAUUUGAUGCGGAGGACAUCUUCCCACAGUCCAAGCUCUAAGUCAGCGCAGUCUACCAGGUCAAGCCGUUCCAGCAAGUCACGUCGUUUACAUGAGAAGGAAAUCCAGGAGUUUAACCUGUGGUACCAGCAACAUAUUGAUUAGUAGUGAUCAAUGGGCUGUCAAUCAAAGUUCUUACAGCUGUAUAAACUGUUCUUCAUACAAAACAAAUGGUUGAUCGGUUGACCAUUUUAAUGAGCCCAAAUAAAGUUCGAACAAUUCCUAGACAUAGCCACAACACUGCAGUUAGACACACUGUUGAACAAUUGUCAUCUCAAAAUAGUUUUGUCAGUAUUUUAGCAACUCUGUUUAAUCAGUGUCAUCUUUAGGAUUGACGUAUGUGUUUCUGCCGUCUAAUGUAAAGUUCAAAGCUUUUUUCAUCUUUUCUGACUUCCGUUUAGCACUAAGAAUUAUUGGGUCUGAUUUUAUUGUAAGUAUUUUUGUCAAAUAAGAAACAGGAGAAGCAAGCCAGCUACCCCAGGAAGAAAGCAGAUUGAGACCUGAAUCAUCCUGAUGGUCAGUUUAAUUUCCAGAGCUGUCUGAGCAUUCCAUAGAAUGGGAAAACUGUUGACUUAUCUUCUGAGCAGUUAGUUUAAUGGAAGGAGAGCUAAAAAAGCAUUAAUGCCACUAAGACCUAACUCCUGGUUUUUGGAAUAGCCUCAUGGGGCCCCUUUAAGAUCCUCGAGUUUUGCUGCUCCAUGUUCCAAGCCACUAAACAGAGCAUAUGAAGCCUAAACUGCACCCAAUGGUGCUUGAACGUGGCAGUCUUAUUAACAUCUUGGGGCCAGGUGUUGUAUUUUCAUAUGAUGUUCUCUAGUGUAUUUGCUGAAGAGUUUUGGCCGCAGCUCCCAAAUGAAAUGGUAAUAUGACUAGGGAUUUCUCCUUUUUAACUUUGGAUGCAUGACUAUACCAUUCCUCUCCAAAAACACGGACCAAAAUCAGGACCAAUAUUCUUACAAUGGUAGUAUUCCAAAAACCUGAUUUGCAUAGUAUUUCUUAUUCAUUAGCAUAAAAAUUCACAGUUUCUUUGUUCAUAGCAUGUUUCAGCUUUUUAUAUUAAAUGUAUUAGAAGUUCUGCGGGCAAUAAAAAUGAUCCUUAAUCUAUAGAGUUAAAUAUUUGCACCAAAUAGGGAAAUAUAACUUAAAUAUUUGACUAAGUGAUAGAGACAUGAUCUUACAUUUGUUGCAAAUAUUAUUGCUUAUUAAUUAUUAACAUAAUUAAUUAAAAUCUGGCCCAAUUGAAUUAAAUUCCAUAAAUAUGCCACUACUCAAAAGUAAAAUCUUUUGAGUAUAUGAACUCUGAAGUGUCUCCGAGCAAGAAAGGUGGACGUGGAAGUUGUAGGCAUUAUCAUUUUGAGAUUUACAUGCUGAUUCAGUUCCGACACAAUUAGAUACCUAAAUACCAUUUUGCUAAAUUGGAGGCUAGUCAGUCAAUAAUAUCAAAUGAGUCUGUCAAAGCUACAUAUAUUUUAAUCAUAAUGAAAUAUUGAACAAGAUCUUUAUGGGUUGUUUUAAAAUGAAAUAAAACACAUCUUUGUAGUUGUUUUGUUGCAUUGUUGGCAAAUAUUCCAAAUUAAACAAAGACCACGAUAUUUCCCCUCCCAAGAAAAGUAGAAGAAUAUAUACUCAUGGAGUCAGUUAAAUUAUCCAACAGCUGACAAAAUGUCAAAAGGGAGUUAUAAGAUGUGUAAUAUUGAUGAGGAGACCUGUCCAACAGACCUGCCAAGACUGCAAAGUUAUUUAAAACUCCAUCCCUUUUAAUCUUUGCAAAAAAGUUGGAGAAUUAAAAGAAAUAUUCCUUUCUAUUCCACUGUUUUUAUGACCUAAGCCCAAGGAUUUCUGUUAUGGAUUAAUGCAGCAUCACUGACCUGGGAACUUUACACGUUUCAGAAUUCAAUAUCAAAUCUAAUAAGUUUAGAGCUUGAACACUUCCUUCUGUGUCUUUUACCCACCACCACACCCUAGGUUCUAACAUGCCAUGGAUUGCUUUCAGCACAACCAAUCCAUUUUCAUCCAUUCAUUGUCUCCAUUAUCACCCAUCUAGCUUUUCUUCUUCUCUGGCUUCCUAUAACAAUCCCUUUGUCUGCCUAACUUUUUCCUCUCUAUGUCUCUGUCUCUAGGCUCCAUCUUCACCUGUCUGCUCACUCCUCCCUCUGCCCCCCAACCCCUGUCACCAGCAUAAAUAACACAUUUUCCUGUUAUCAAUUCUGAAGAAGGGUCAUUGGACUUGAAGCUUUAACUGUGUUUUCUCUACACAUAUACUGCCAGAUCUGCAGAUUUCUUCAGCAAUGUCUGUUUUUGUUUCAGAUUUCCACAGUUCUUUGUUUUAUAUCAUAUCCAUUAACACAAUGGGGAGCUUCCAUUUGAAAACCUGCAUGACAGCUACAAGUCCGUUUAGAAACUUUGAAGUAAAACUUCUUCAUGUAGAUUGGGAAAAUCAAAUUGGCAGACGUAACCACAAAUAAGAAUUCAUAGGGUAUAUUUGGGACAGUUGUCUAAAACAAUAUGUUAUAGGUGCAACCAGGGAUCAGACUAUUUUGGAACUGGUAAUGUAUAAUGAGGCAGGUUUAAUAAAUGAGGAUAAUCACAGGAAGAAGACAGAGUUGGCUGCAGCGUUUUGAGAAAUGUGUUUAGCAGCAAAAUAUAGUUGAUGAACAAUGGCAGACAUUUAAGAAAAUAGUUCAUGAGUCACAACAAAAGUGUAUUCCACUGAGAAAGAACAAUUCUACAAAAGGGAUAAAUCAACUAUGGUCAAUCAAGGAAGUUAGGAUAGCAACAAAUUGAAAGAAAGAACAUAAUGAUGCUGGAAAGGUUGACGGUAAACCUGAGUUUUAAGAAAGUUUUCAAAAAUUAACCACAGAUGACCAAAAAAUAAUAAAAUGGGAGAAAAUAAACUUAGAGAGUAAACUAACAAGUAAUGUCAAAAUGAACAUUACAAGCUUUUGUAGAUGUAUUAAAAGGAAGAGAGAGGUUAAAUUGAACAUAGGCCAUUAGAGGUUAUAGGUUAACAUUGACAGUGUGGGAAAGACAGAGAUGGCUACAGAGCUUUAGGUGCCAUGAGUUGGCAUGGAUGGGCCAUGGGGAUUUUCAAGAAGUGAGUGAAGGGUUAGGAGUUAGAGGGAUGUUUUAUGUUUUACUCUUUAUUUUAGAAGAACUUUGGGCAAUGCGCCAGAGCACCAAGGCAGGUUUUCUCCGCCAUCCUACUUCUGCAUUGAACAUACUCCCUGGGCCUACCAGCCCAACUUCUAAGCCAGCCUUCAGCAUUUCCCGACCUUGCAUGGAAAACCACUGCUACAGGUUCUGUUCAUACAGCCAGAUUGUUCAUUUCUCUACACAGCCAACCUGGGAAUGAAUACUGGGGUUAUUGUGUUACCUCAACAUUUGCCUGCAUACAGGCCAAAUAUCUAGCCAGGCUGUUACAGUUUUAGCCUAUUAACAAAACAGCUUAUAACAUUGAGACCAGAAACGGUUGCAUUACCUUCUAAUGUGUUACUGUGCUCCCGAUCCAGUUUAACUGGUAAAGUUCCUGCGUGGGAGGGCCAGCAGCCUGCCUCAAGCUGGUUGGGCCCUCCUUAUCAUGCUAAGGAUUGAUGUUGCCAUUGUAGAUGCCACAGUGCAAUUUUGAUUCCAAACUUUAGAAUACACCAUAAUGCCAAAGACAGUGGUAAACCCUGGAGGAAUAUAGUGAAAUAUAUAGUUGGUCAAUGUUGAAUGAUCUUUAUAAACUGUGCAUUAGGAGAAGCAGGAAAAUUUGUCAGUCCUUAUACUUUUGGAGGUCAGAAGUUUGUAACCCGCUUCUUACUCCAUACAUCCGAUUCCCAUUCAGAGCUAAACUAUGCUGCUUAUGUUUUAAAAAUUCUUGUGUAAUGAGGUGUGGCUAUCUAUGGUAAGAAAUGCACAAAAUAAAUACAAGUUCAAUAUUUUUUCAGAUUAAAAUCUGAAAGAGUUCAUCAAUUUGAUCAAACCUAUAUAAGUAAAAUAAAAUUUGGAGGCCAUUAAACAAGAUGCAAAUU
Rhincodon typus (whale shark) is the source of this 4885-nucleotide messenger RNA. RefSeq names its product serine/threonine-protein kinase H1-like. Gene Ontology annotation, biological process: protein phosphorylation. Gene Ontology annotation, molecular function: protein kinase activity; ATP binding. Bases 96 to 977 code for a protein of 293 amino acids. The record is from RefSeq and is a predicted model, not a curated record. The transcript is spliced from 2 exons. Lineage: Eukaryota; Metazoa; Chordata; Chondrichthyes; Orectolobiformes; Rhincodontidae.